AUUGGCCGUACUAAGUGAGUGCAGUGUGUCAGUAGCCGAAGUCGACAACUGGAUAGAGGAAAUUCGGAUAGAUAUAGACUUUUCUGAAGUUUUAAAUACUAAUAACUAAUAUCUGCGUCAAGAGGAAUCUUUCCAAGACACACAGGAAACCCACGUCUUUGUUAAGGUCUUGGUAUCCUGCGGCAUCACAAUUUCAAAAAGCAUACCUCUUUGUGAUGAUGGGGUGAUUGGGUUUGCCCCUCUCACUUUUUCUUUUCCUGAACCUGUACACCACACAUCCUUAAACCCGAGCCAUGUCUGAGGAUUCCGACUCCAAGCCGUACCUGUUCUCCUCGCUGGAGGGCCAGGAUGGCGGCGGCGCGUGCAGCUCCAUGGCGCAGCUGCACCGGAUGGGGGGCUUUGCGGACGGGGCCGAGCUGGGCCUGCCCUCCGAGGGCAGCGACAGCAGCGGGCAAGACCCGCCGAGCUCCCCGCGCAGCGGCAGGAAGAUGACACGCUCGCUGCACGAGGACGUGGAGAUGAAGAGCAGCGGCUCCAGCGGCAGCGGGACGGAGUCGCACGGCAACGAGUCCCAUGGCAACGAGUCACACGGCAACGAGUCCCACGGCAACGAGUCGACGGGCAGCUCAAACGGCCGCAGCAAGGACUCGGCUCUGCUGGAGUCGUCCGAGAGCAACAAAAGCUCAAACUCCCACAGCCCUUCACCACCAAGCAGUUCCAAUGCCUUCAGUUUACUGAGUGCCAGCUCCGAGCAGGAUAACCCCUCGACCAGUGGCUGCAGCAGCGAAGAGUCUGCCAAGGCCAAGACACAGAAGGAGCUGCUCAAGACCCUCAAGGAGCUCAAGAGGCACCUCCCGUCAGAGAAGAGAAAGAAAGGCAACAAGUCCUCGACCCUCAACACCCUCAAAUAUGCCCUACGUUGCGUCAAACAGGUGGAAGCCAAUGAGGAAUACUACCAACUGCUCAUGACCAACGACAGCCAGCCGUCGGGCUUGGAUGUGGCCUCUUACACCAUUGAUGAGAUAGACAGUAUUACCUCCGAGUACACACUGAAAAACAACGACAUUUUUGCAGUCGCCGUGUCCCUCAUCACGGGGAAGAUAGUGUACAUCUCUGACCAGGCAGCCACCAUUCUCAACUGCAAGAGGGACGUGUUUAAGAACGCCAAGUUUGUGGAGUUUUUAACGCCUCAGGAUGUCAGCGUGUUCUACAGUUUCACAACGCCUUACCGUCUGCCCUCCUGGAGCAUGUGCACUGGAGCAGAGUCAUCCCCCUCCGACUGCAUGCAGGAAAAAUCUUUCUUCUGCCGGAUCAGUGGUGGUAAGGAGUGUGAGGGGGACCUGCAGUACUACCCCUUCCGCAUGACGCCCUACCUGAUGAAGGUGCAAGACUCGGUGCACGGAGAAGAGCAGUUCUGCUGCCUCCUGCUGGCAGAAAGGGUGCACUCCGGGUAUGAAGCUCCCAGAAUCCCCACUGACAAGCGGAUCUUUACCACGACACACACCCCCAACUGUGUGUUCCAGGACGUGGAUGAGAGGGCUGUUCCGUUGCUAGGGUUCCUUCCGCAGGAUCUGAUCGGUACGCCGGUGCUCAUGCACCUCCACCCAAAUGACUGGCCCGUCAUGCUGGGCAUUCACAGGAAGAUCAUGCAACACGCCGGGCAGCCCUUUGACCACUCCUCCAUCCGCUUCUGCGCCCGCAACGGAGAGUACGUCACCCUGGACACCAGCUGGUCCAGCUUCGUCAACCCCUGGAGCCGCAAAGUGUCCUUUGUCAUCGGCCGUCACAAAGUCCGCAUUGGCCCUGUGAAUGAGGAUGUGUUUGUGGCCCCAGCCGUAGCCGAGAGCAAAACCAUGGACUCAGACAUCCACGAAAUCACCGAGCAGAUCCACCGGCUUCUCCUGCAGCCGGUGCACGUCAACGGCUCCAGCGGCUACGGCAGCCUGGGCAGCAACGACCACCUGAUGAGCGUGGCGUCGUCCAGCGACAGCACGGGGAACAGCGGGACCCGCGCCGCCGCGCGGCCAGAGGAGGACGAACCGGACAAGGCCAAGCCUCGUUCAUUCCAGGAGAUCUGUAAAGGGGUGCACAUGCAGAAGGGCGUGCACAUGCAGAAGACUCAGGAGCUGCAGUCCAAGAAGAGCCCAAACACGCUGCCCCAGAAGGGCCCGGCGGUCCGGCCCAAGGACACUGCGGUUCCGAUGAGCUGGCGGGACUCCGCGGGCAGCCCUGAGGAGCGAGUGGCCAUGCAGGAGGAGCUGGCCUUCAAGGACCAGACCGUCUACUCCUACCAGCAGAUCAGCUGCCUGGACAGCGUCAUCAGAUAUCUGGAGAGCUGUAACAUCCCCAUCACCGUGAAGAGGAAAUGCCACUCCUCCUCCAACACCACCUCCUCCAACUCCGAUGAGGAAAAACAGAAAGUAGAGAGCUCUGUGCAAGCAGGAGAAGCAGAGGCUCCACUGCUGAAAACGCCGCCCAGUCUGGCCACUCUGAACGUGGCCAAGAAGAGCGCCGCCCCUGGGGUGGUGAGCACGUCGCUGGCCCCCCUGGCCCUGCCCAGCAAAGCAGAGAGCGUCGUGUCCAUCCCCAGCCAGUGCAGUUACAGCAGCACCAUCGUCCACGUAGGGGACAAAAAGCCUCAGCCUGAAUCAGAGAUCAUCGAGGACGUCCCAGUCGGUGGAGAGGCAGUGGAGUGCCAGACCACCGUGCCCCCAUGCGCUGUUUCGCCUCCCAGCCAGGAGAGGGAGGCAUACAAGAAGCUGGGCCUGACCAAGCAGGUGCUGGCGGCACACACGCAGAAGGAGGAGCACGCCUUCCUCAACCGCUUCAGGGAACUGCGCGGUGUCCAUGCCUUUAAGGCCGACUGCUCUCAGUACUUGGAGAGACAGAAGGGCCAGUUGGCCUCAGAAGCGGUCCCAGCGGUGCGCUCCUGUAAGCAGGGAGGAGGAGCAGGAGGCGGUGGCGAGCCGGCCGCCCGCCGUAGCGGCCGCAACAAGAAGACCAAAUCCAAACGCGUCAAGCAGAACGAGUCGUCGGACAGCACGGAGUCGCAGCAGAGGCAGCAGCAGCCGAGGCCGCCGCCGCUCCAGGGCCUCCAGCAGACGUCCUGGUCACUCUCGGACACGUCGCAGUCCACCUUCCCCAUGGCCUACCCCGCCGUCAUGCCCGCCUACCCGCUCCAGAUGUACCCCGGUGCCGGCGCCAUGGCCCCCCAAGUGGACCCCGCGCUGUCGCGCUUCAGCGAGAGCAACCAGGACCCCCGCUGCCCCAUGCCACCCCCCACGUACCCGGCGCCGCUGGUCACGCCCAUGGUAGCCCUGGUGCUGCCCAACUACAUGUUCCCGCAGAUGGGCAGUGCCCCCCGCCAGCCCUUCUACCCCGACCAGGCGGCCUUCCCCGCGCAGGCCGCCGCUUUCCAGACGCAGCCGGCGUUCCAGACGCAGCCGGCGUUCCAGGCGCAGCUGCCGUUCCCGGGCCAGUCCACGUUCACGGUCCAGGCGCAGUUCGCCGCCGCCGCCGCGCAGAACCCCUUCCCGCCAGCCGGCGGCUACGCGCCGCAGCCCUUCUCCUUCACGCUGCCCGGCGAGCCGCCCAAGGCGUCGGAGCCCGAGCUGCUGCUGCGGGAGGGCCAGUCGCGGUGCUCCACGCCGCCGUCGCCGCCGCUGUUCCAGUCGCGCUGCAGCUCGCCGCUCCAGCUCAACCUGCUGCAGCUGGAGGAGAGGCAGGACGGCACCGCCACCCCCGCCGCCAUCGCCGACAAGAUCGCCAUCGCCAGCGCGCAGACCAAACCCGACGCCGAGCUGCAGCAGCGCUCACUCAAACUGCCCGCUCUAGACAGGGCGUGCCCUACCACCCCCCCGGGCCCUGGCCCUGGCCUUAGCCUCCUCGGCCUCAGGUCCGGGCACAGGCAGACUGAUGUUGGGGGGUUGUCUUGGGAAAAGCUAUUCCCUAAAGUGUGUUGCAGCGACGAGGAGGUGGAGUCUCCAGGCGACAGUAACCACAGCGACGGCAACUCUUCCUCCAGCGACAUGUUGGACAUCCUGCUCAUGGACUCGCGCUCAGGCACCGGCUCGGCCACCUCGGGCUCCAUGGGUUCUGGUUCUAAUGGCUGCGGAACCUCUGCCUACGGAACUUCAACUAGUGGUGCAUCUGCCAGUGGAACAGGGAGCAGCCAUGUAAGCAACAACAGCAGCAACUACUUUGGCAGCGUGGACUCCUCUCAGAAGAGCCAUAAGGCCAAGGAGCCUGAGGCAGCCAUGACCGUAGGACUGGGCGGGGAGAUGGAGGUGGAGGAGAACCAGCACUUCUCCAAGGACCUACCACAGGACCCACCGUGGCUCCACACGACUAACGUAGACGGGGCCAGCAUGCUGACGUACCAGAUGCCACCGUGUGACAUGCAGAAGGUUCUGAGGGACGACCGCGAGAAGCUCCGGCAGAUGCAGAAACACCAACCGCGCUUCACCAAGGACCAGAGGAGGGAGUUGGUGGAGGUGCACCCCUGGAUGAGAAGAGGGGGUUUGCCCAAAGCCAUCGACGUCAAGGCAUGUAUGGGCUGUGAGGAUCUCUCCGAAAGUCUCGUUGAGGAAGAGACGCCUGACUUGCACAUGGGGGAGACGGAAGCCAGCGAGGAGGCCUCUGCAGACAAGACCAGCGCGCAGCUGCAGCAGCAGCAGCCGGGCUCCUCCCAGGGCCUGAGCACAGCGAUGGGGACCUAGCACUACUACUGACUACUGUAAAGACUUAACUUGACUGAAUGUGGAAUAACACACAUACAUUACGCACACAUCCACCCAUCCACAUACACACAGAAUAUACUCUGGCAAGAAAAACUGAACAUUCUAUUUUUAAACUGUAUGCGUGCGCAAGAGUGUGUGUGUGUGUGUGUGUGUGUGUGUGUGUGUGUGUGUGUGUGUGUGUGUGUGUGUGUGUGUGUGUGUGUGUGUGUGUGUGUGUGUGUGUGUGUGUGUGUGUGUGUGUGUGUGUGUGUGUGUGUGUGUGUGUGUGUGUGUGUGUGUGCGCGUGUGCGUGUGUGCAUGUGUGAAUGUUUGUGGUCCUGAGUGAAUGAUAUUGUAAAUAUAUGAAUGUGAGCAAGUGUGAGUGUUGGCGUGCGUACGCACAUGCAUGUGCACACAGUUGUGAAGUACUACCAGAUGACCUUGAUACCUUUUUCCUUUCUAUUUCUUAAAUGUCAACUUUUUUUCGAUGUGUUUCAAAAUGUUUGUCCACAGAUUUCUCUAUAUCUUUAAAUGAGUUUUAUUUUAUUUUUUAAAUCCUUCAAAUGAUUCUUUGGCUUCAGACAAAUUCCUCUGGACUUGUUCUCUGCUUGCCUUGUGUCCAUUGUAUGCGUGAGUCAAAUCUUUGGUAGUUGAAAGUAUUUAUUUUUAUACAGAGAUAAAUGGUGACAAAACACAACAAAACGUGCGUAUUUUUUUUAUCUUACAAGAGUAGAGAGGCUGAGAGUGUGCAGUAUAGGUAGCAGUACAUGAGUCGGAGUGGAGCAGGGUAUUCUGGUGUUGUAACACCUUUCAAGAUGAUUAUUUGUUAACUGAAAGCUAGUUUUAUAAGAUGUCUGGUGGAUGAUUGUCUGGCCCAUGGUUAACAAUGGUGCUAAUUUCUUUCAUCACUUUCCUUUGUCUGGAGCCAUGUUUACGUGGUAUCUAAAUGAUCUUGAGGAAUAGGCCUUUAGCUAAACCUGAAGAUCAAGCAAAAAUCUGUUGACCUAAAUAUUUGACCAAAUGGUGAGCAGUGUAGUAGGCUAUGUAGGUUACAUUUGUUGUUGGAAAUCUCUUAAUUGCAAAUGUCAUGGAGAUGUACAUAGUGUCAUUGUCAACAGUGUUGUAGGCCCUCGUCUGGUUUGGUUACAGCCUUUUUAUUGGUUAGGUCACAGCAUCCUUAAAGACCCGGGUUUAAUAAGACUGACAUGGUCUCUGAGAAUUUUAAGCCAAUUUUUAACUACACUGCCAUCUGCUGGAAAACAAGACAAUUCGUAUUUCCCUGUUCAUGUGUGAAGUAGCAAAUAUGUAUUUAUUUCAGAGGAAAUGGACAAGAGAAUGUGAACGCACUCACUCAACAUACGCCUCUGUGCAUUGUUUCUUUUUUUCAAAUAGUGGUCUAUUUGUUAAAUAAAUAAAUAAAAAUAAAUAAAGGAAUAUUUCGUA
This is a messenger RNA of Sardina pilchardus (European sardine), 6161 nucleotides long. RefSeq names its product period circadian clock 2 (gene per2). Gene Ontology annotation, biological process: entrainment of circadian clock by photoperiod; negative regulation of transcription by RNA polymerase II; circadian regulation of gene expression. The record is from RefSeq and is a predicted model, not a curated record. NCBI's taxonomy places the organism in Eukaryota, Metazoa, Chordata, Actinopteri, Clupeiformes, Clupeidae. Gene Ontology annotation, molecular function: transcription cis-regulatory region binding; transcription corepressor binding. Gene Ontology annotation, cellular component: nucleus; cytoplasm. The coding region runs from base 294 to 4718 and encodes 1474 amino acids. The transcript is spliced from 24 exons.